Molecule: messenger RNA, 1107 nt
Organism: Polyodon spathula (Mississippi paddlefish)
Lineage: Eukaryota; Metazoa; Chordata; Actinopteri; Acipenseriformes; Polyodontidae
Product: transmembrane protein 236-like
Exons: 4
Coding region: 1-1107 (368 amino acids)
Source: RefSeq, a predicted model, not a curated record
AUGGGAUCAGGGAAGAAAUUCAAAUGUGCCUUGUUUGAAAUCCUGCAGUUUUCAGCCCUGUGCAUCCCUGUUUUCAUAGUCAUUCAGAGGUUCGCCUCCAUCAUCAAGCGGGUUAAGAAGGCACAGGGGCAAAACGACGGGGAUGCAAACACUGCUUACUGGCUUAUUGUGGCUUCCUCUAUUGCUUAUGUCACAUCUGUGGCCUUGAUUAUCUGGGUUCCUAUGAAAUACAUGAUAGCCAAAAAAAAGUUUUUCAGUGAAAGGAAGAAGUGGAGACCAAUCCUUCUGGUGUAUGUGAUUCUCUCAACAUUGCCCUGCUUUGCAUUCCUAAUAGCCAGCAUGGAGGUGCAGAUAAACAGUAACUUGGAACUUCAUCUGUACGAUACCCUCACUGAGCUCCCUGUCUCCUUGGUUAUCUUCUCCCUGAUUUGCGUAGAUGUAAUUGAUAGACUUCGGAAAUGUCAUCUUACAGGGCAAAUGCAAGAGACUGAAAGGGAUGCUGGGAUUCCUAGUCCUACUCUGACACAUCUGGAGCAAGUUCCAACUGUAUCUGGGCAGAUUGAUGGAAAUGAAAACGAAAAUCAUGGAGCUACAAGAUUAGCAACCAAUGGAUCUGUGACAGGGGGAACAGCACCGGAGAAUCGGGAAAACCGUUACAGCAUCUCAGGAUACAGCUCCCACACAGCAAGCUCCAGUUACUACACAACACAGUACACACCUCCUGGGCAUCUGAAGUUUUUGUCCACUAAUGAUGCAAGGGCAGAAAUAUUUGUUGAUUGUUUUGUGUUCUGGUUUGAUACCAUAGAGCUGGUGAGAGUUGCUGGUCUUCCCCAGGUUUUCAGGUCUGGAUGGGUUUAUCCAAUAUAUAUCUUUAGCUAUAUUUCUCUAUUGAGGUUGAUUGUGAAACCCAAAAAUCCCGUUCUGAGUUCCUUGGGAGUGUUUUUGCAAGAUAUUCCCUUCCUCUUCCUCCGAAUAGGACUGAUUGCAGUAUUUGGAUAUGUCACUCCUGUGAUAUACCUUUUUAAAAAUCUUUUGGUAUUUUUGGCUUUCAUUUAUUUUAACUUCAUGACAAAACUUAAGCUCUUCAACACUGAGAGAAUGUUCUAA